UAGCAACUGUAUUCUAUUGGCGGCAAAUCUAGAGCUUGUUAGUCGGGGGACAACACAGGGCAGGAUGAGGACGGGAUAGUGUGUGUAUCGUCAUCAUACGAACGACAACGGCCAGAGGACCAUCUAAGGGUCAGGUCUUAACGCCAGAAUCGAAAUUGCUCAGAAAGCUUUCCAUGGGCCAUAAACGCAAUUUCUCCAGUUCCUUUGCCUGCAAGAAAUUGCUGAUGUUUGAGAAAAGCUAUUUUUUAAGAAAAAGAAUUUGUAUUGAGUUAAGAAGCAGUAGCAGCUUCGUACCUGAGUAGUUACAGGGUUCAAGCACAAUUUUAUCGUUUCCUCACUCGUCUCCCAUCAAAUCAACCUCCCGCGACAUGUGCAACGACUUUACCGCCCGACUUUACCGAUCAUGUGGCAAAUGAAGCACAACGGAUGACGCUCGGGCUUGGUUUGGAUGCCGCAGCACCACCCCAUUCCCGCCACGAAAGAUUGCGAUCACACGGGCGUGUGCCCUCUACCCGGGAAGGGGUGGUCGGGGCGAGCGGGUAUACACCACCAUAGUCUGCAAUCUGCAUGCGUGAGCUCAAAUUGAUUUGAAACAAUUCAAAUUGUCUUGCGCGAGUUUUUGGCGAUGCCCCGCGCUCAUCCGGGGUGUAGCGACCACGUGGUGUCAGCGCGGAAGGGGGUGUGUGAUCGAACUUGGCAGGCUGGGAAAAAUGGUUCAACCUACCCAGGCAUAACUCUGCGCCACCUAACGCGUGUGCGGUAUAAAAGCAAACGGUCGGCAGAUUGUCGUCUCAUUACGCCAGCUGUGGUGUAACAUCCCGGAUCGUGGCUAGUGGGUUCCUUUCGGAGUUAGUGUCGCCAGCAGUGGUAGCAGCAGCAGCAGCAGCAGCAGCAGCAGCAGCCGGCAGGACAUACCUCUCAACCUCUUCUUCUAUCAAACCACCGCUAAACCGAAAUUCUUCGCCGUAGUUUGUGCCAUUGUGCUGAGUGCCGGAAAGUGUCGGAAGUUCCCAGGGAGAGGGCCGUUAAAAACAAAACCUUCGAGUAGUUUCCAACGUGUCUCUAAAGUGUCGCCUCGCAAAGUGAGCCAUACUUCGGCGCGAUAAUGUCCUACAUUGGCAACACAUCCGAUGUGGAGCAGGAGAAGAACCUGUCCGAAUACCGGCGGCAGCGCAGCUCCAGCAACCUGAUGCCGUCCGGCGCCAAGCAAACGGUCGGCAGCCCGAAAAUGUCGGACGUCCUGUGGAACGACAAGCGGGCGGCCAGCCGGGCCGUCAACGCGUCUGACGACGACGACUCGGAGGUGUCGGACAGCGAGAACUUCCUCGCCAAGGGCGCGUUCCUGCUGACGCCCUCGCACGAGCUCUCGAUGGACCGGGCCGCGCUGAUCUGCGAGAAGAUGAACUUCAAGGGCUGCUUCAGCCUGACGAAAACCGCUACCGGGAUACUGUUCAAGUUUUCUAACCCGGAGGACUACCAGGCGGUGUUCAAGAAGGGCUUCCAUAAGGUGACCGGCGCCCGGUUCUACAAAAAGAUUGCCAUCCCCUGCCGGCCGCAGAAAACGUUCAUGCUGUACGUAUUCGACGUGCCGGAGGACCUGCCGGAGGAAGACAUCCGGCACUCGCUGUACCGCUUCAACUCGGUGGUCGAGGUGGUCCGGCUGGUCGUGCAGUAUCAGAAGCCCGCGAUCCAGCCGGAUCCCGGUCAGAUGCACGCGACCGCUACCGGUGCGUCCCAAACGAAGCCCCAGGUGCCAAAGCUGCCGACUACCAAGCCGAUCGACGAGCAGGACGUGGCGCUGCAGAAAGAGUCGCCACCGCCCCCGAUCCGCAUCACGCUCGCCUCGCUCGAGGAGUACAAUCACCUACUGCAGAACGGGCUGGACUUUUACGGGGCGACCUUCUUCCCUACCGAGGCCCAGCUACCACCGCACGCGGCCAAGAUUGCCACCAAACGGGGCACGCGUAUGAUAGACGGUAGCAUUCCUGGGCGUGUGCGCGAGCUGCUGCCCGUGUUUGACGCGGCGGGAUUUAGCAAAAUUCCGCCUCCGGCUUCGAAAACAAUUAAACCGCGCCCAUAAACCGUAGUCCCUACCCCGCGCCCGCAAGACUCACAGCCAGUCCGGGCCCCAGCGUGACCGAGAAAAAUCAUCAUCAUCGUCAUCAUCAUUACCAUCCAUCUUCUGCUUCCCACCAUCCUAUCGUUCAUCUUAUUUGCGAACGCAUCUUGUCGCGCAGACCAACAAUGCACGCAUUGCUUCCGCCUGGUGUGCACCCCCCUCCCCCUCCCCGCGCCAAGAAUCCCCGAUCAACCCCGCACCACACACGCACGCUGCUCGUUGGGGGCGCGCAACCAUACGUGACCGUGGGAUGGUUCCGCUACGCGUGAUUAGUUCGCCCGCCGAUCGGGAAAAACGGCCCGCGGAUCCACCGCCAUAAAUCUGUCCGAAAUCAUCUGCCCAAUCUCCAAAGCGCGCCACUGCGGUGGGCAACCGACCGUGCUCUUCUAAUCACUGUUUGUUUUUCUCCCGUGUCGCGCAACUGCGUCUGGCGAAUUUAAAUCCCGUAACACACACACACACACACACACACACACACACAUACUCUCACAUACACACACACACACACACACACACACACACACACACACACACACACACACACACACACACACACAUCACACACAAACACAAACACAUACACCUACGACAUAUUGAUCCGCCUAGCACACAUUUAAGCGUAUUAGCAAACAAAACAAGCGCUUUUGUUCCUAUUAUGUAUGAAGCUGCUAGCAGCCUUCCGGUGCCUCGCGGCACUUGAUGUCAAGCGCAUGGAUUCGUCUGAUCUGAUUCCACAUCCGUUUUUUUUUUAUUUUAUCAUAGUGUUUUUGUUUCCUUCCUCCCUCGAGCAGUUGUUCGUUGGAAGGGAGCAGGAGAGAGAAAAAAACAAAGGUUUCCAAUAAAAUUUUCCAUCUUUCGUCACAGCACAAAUUUCCCUACCGAA
Anopheles gambiae (African malaria mosquito) is the source of this 3002-nucleotide messenger RNA. RefSeq lists its product as uncharacterized. The record is from RefSeq and is a predicted model, not a curated record. NCBI's taxonomy places the organism in Eukaryota, Metazoa, Arthropoda, Insecta, Diptera, Culicidae. The coding region runs from base 1106 to 2080 and encodes 324 amino acids. The transcript has 3 exons.